Molecule: messenger RNA, 7853 nt
Organism: Tyto alba (common barn owl)
Lineage: Eukaryota; Metazoa; Chordata; Aves; Strigiformes; Tytonidae
Gene: SLC16A7
Product: solute carrier family 16 member 7
Exons: 6
Coding region: 228-1670 (480 amino acids)
Biological process (GO): monocarboxylic acid transport; transmembrane transport
Cellular component (GO): membrane
Molecular function (GO): monocarboxylic acid transmembrane transporter activity
Source: RefSeq, a predicted model, not a curated record
AUUAAUUACCCCACUCACCCCCGCGGCAGGGAGAGGAGCCGGCGGCGGCAGCGGGAUUAGAUCCAGCCUGAGCUAGAGACCAGAGAAUUGGUAAUUUCUUGUCUUGAAGGUGUUGCAGUGAUUCUUCAAGCAGGAGUAGGAAGGCUGGUGACAACAGUGAGAAGAUGCAAGGUCUUGAAGGUAGAGAAAGAAAGAAAGCCUAGUUGGAGAAGAGCCAGAGACCAAAGAUGCCACCACCAGCAGCAGCACCACAAUACCCACCUCCAGAUGGAGGUUGGGGAUGGGUUGUGGUCUUCGGGGCUUUUAUCUCCAUUGGAUUUUCCUAUGCAUUCCCCAAAGCCAUCACAGUAUUCUUCAAAGAAAUACAAGAAAUCUUCCAUACAUCAUAUAGUGAGAUAGCUUGGAUAUCAUCAAUAAUGUUGGCUGUCAUGUAUGCAGGAGGUCCCAUAAGCAGCAUUUUGGUGAAUAAGUAUGGUAGCCGGCCUGUGAUGAUAGCAGGAGGUAUCCUGUGUUCAUUUGGAAUGAUUGCUUCCUCUUUCUGCAAUAGUGUCCUGGAACUUUAUCUAUGUAUUGGUGUUGUUGGAGGUAUGGGUCUAGCAUUCAACUUACAGCCUGCCUUGACCAUGAUUGGCAAGUAUUUCUAUAAGAAGCGUCCGAUUGCUAAUGGAUUGGCCAUGGCUGGAAGUCCAGUGUUUCUGAGCACAUUGGCACCUCUCAAUCAAUUCCUCUUUAAUGCCUUUGGCUGGAAAGGAAGCUUUCUCAUUCUGGGAGGACUUCUUUUGAACUGCUGUGUGGCUGGGUCACUUAUGAGACCUGUUGGACCGAAAACAGUCCCUCCUGUGAAAAAAGAUGUUGAAAAAGGCACAGGAGACUCUACCUUGCACAAAAACAACAAGAAGUCUUUUUGGCAAACUAUGAAUAAAUAUCUAGAUCUGUCCCUCUUCAAACACAGAGGGUUUCUGAUAUAUUUGUCAGGAAAUGUCAUUAUGUUUAUUGGUUUCUUUGCUCCAAUAGUAUUCUUGGCUCCUUAUGCCAAGCACAAGGGAAUUGAUGAAUAUUCUGCUGCUUUUUUGCUAUCUAUCUUAGCCUUUGUAGACAUGUUUGCUAGGCCUUCAAUGGGACUUGUAGCAAACUCCAAGUUUAUUCGGCCAAAGAUUCAGUACUUCUUUAGUUUUGCUGUCUUGUACAAUGGCGUCUGUCAUAUCUUGUGCCCUCUGGCAACAAAUUACACUGGCUUAGUGAUAUAUGCUGUAUUUUUUGGGUUUGCAUUUGGAAUGGUUAGCAGUGUUCUUUUUGAGACAUUGAUGGACCUUGUUGGGGCUGCCAGAUUUUCCAGUGCGGUUGGACUUGUCACCAUCGUGGAAUGUUGCCCUGUGCUCAUAGGCCCUCCUUUAGGAGGUUGGUUAGUGGAUAUUACUGGUGAAUAUCAGUACAUGUAUUUUGUCUGUGGAGCAAUUGUGAUUGUGGCCAGUAUCUGGUUGUUCAUUGGCAAUGCCAUUAACUACAGGCUUUUGGCAAAAGAAAAGAAGUUAGAAGAUGAGAAGCAGAAAGCACAGAAGAAUGCAGACUCAAGGGAAGCAGAACCAUUAACAAACAAUGAGAAUGAAGAUGCUGCCAACAGAGCUGAUAAAGCUCUUGAAGAUCCUUCAGAAAGAGAAACCAAUAUUUAAUCUGCAAUAUAGCUCAGAAGGCAACAUUUAUGACUUCCAUUAGAAAUAUGUCUUCAAGACACAGGCCAGGUUUUGUGUUAAUAAUGAUCAGUCACAAUAUUGGAUGGGAACAGAUUUUUGCCCUGUGGCAAGACUUGAAGUUAAAUUACUAUCUACAGUUUAUUUAUUUCAGUGAUACAAAAUUGAGAUUACAGAGGUAGUGAUUCCAUGCAAACAAGUCCAUCAGACUAUGACUCUGGAUAAUCAAGAGUCAGGUAAACCAGGCUAUAAAGCUUUCCAAUGACAAACAGUUUUGUUUCAAAAGUGUAUCUAAUGCAAAAAUAUUUCCUAUUCUUAUUUGGGAAAAUACUUUGUGUUCAUCUUUAGAAUAUUGUUAAAGUCUGUUGAAAUAAGCUGCCCAAACUUUAUUUACCACUAAUAUUAAAAAGAAUAUAAACUCAAAGAUUUUUUUCAAAAGAAACAGAGUAUCUGAGUGAAGCAUGGUGAAACCUUUUUCUCUUUUUUUGCCCACUAGAUCAAAAAGAGACAUUAUAUCUGUAUAAACAAUUAUAACAUGGAUGUAAAAGUUAAGGCUAGAAGAUGAACAAUUGGUGGGUAUCAUAUCUAAAACACAAUAAACAGCUGAAUUACAGUAUAUUCCAGAAGUUGUUUCCUCCUGUGAUAGCUAACUACUUUGUACUUCAACAUAUAAAUUUGAACAUAAAGUACAUUCAGAUCUCACUAAUUCAAAUUAAGCUAAAAUCUGCCUGUAUAAAAGGAUUUAAAACCAAGAUCUAUGUUGCUAACAGGAAUGGCAAUUAAUUUGUUUGAUUAUGUAUUCCUGUAAGGCUGAAGGAUCUGGAUUGGACUGUGAAGCCUUCUUCAUAAAGGGACUAGAUUCAGAACCUGCUGAUAUUAAAAGAAUACUUACCCUGGCUUUUGGGGCCUGAAUCAGUUACAUGGCAAUGGCUUCAAAGUAGGUGCUUGGGUUUAUUGGCAAGUCAUUAGUUGUUUGGUUGUCUACUGAGAGGAGAUUUAAGGUCUCUGCAGACAGGCAACUUCAUACCAGCCCUCACCUCUCUUUCUCACGUGUUUAGUGAAAAGCUACUUCGUUUUUGUAAUGCUGGUUUGAGCAAAAAUGCUGCAAGGCAUAUUGACAGUGCCAGUCUGGAAGCUUUGUAUUAACGUAUCAUUUUUGUGCAGGAUAUUUGGUCUUGUGUCUACAAUUUCACACAGACACUCAUUUCAAUUAAAAUGUACACAAUUGUUCCUCUUCCUUUAGGCAAAAGAAAGCAUGUCUGUGAUUUUAUUUUACAAAAAUCAGUUAGCAUUGCACUUGAAACCUAGGAGUACAAGCUUUUGAAGUUAUUAAGUGAAUAUAUUUCUGUUCUGUUUGUAGGUGAGGAAAGGUGCUACUCAUUUUGGAGAGAUGCAUAUAAAUGCCUCAGAAAUUGUGAAAAAUAAGGGUCUGAUUCAUAAAACAUUUAUGUAGUGUUUAUGCAGGAUACAUAUACACUCAAUGCCAGGAAAAGAAUAACAUUAAUUUUAGCCCUCUUCUAAAUCUCAAAAAGUUGCAAAUAUAUUGGACAGACAUCUAGCUGUGUUAAACACACUUUGAAGUGCCAAUAACAAAAUUUAAAAAAAAAAAAAAAAAAAAAAGUAAAAUCUAGCAGAUAUGGCAGUGCAUUAAGAAAGCCAUUUUUAAAUAGUAUUGUUCAGUAUUAUUAUUUUCAUUAUUCUAAAAAUUCUGGUAGUGCUUGCUUCUGUUUGCUGGGUUAUCAUCUAUGAAGUUCGACAGUAAUGUUGAACUUUUUCAUUACCUCAGCACUGUUUGGGGGAGAAGCAUCAUGAAUCUACUCACAGCAUGGUAUAGAACUGAAUACCUACUUUUUGCCUAAUUAUAUGCAGGAAAGCCAACAUCUUCUACAAGUCCUGCAAUUUUGCAGGUGCAUCAGUAACAAAAUAUGUGCAUUUCAGAGUUUUGGGAGAAAAUAUGAGUUACGUGCCCAAAUUUGAGCAGUGAACUGUGUAAACGAGAAUGAUUUAGUCCCAGCAAAAUUACAGUUCCUCUCCCAGCCCCCAUCUUUGAAGAAAAAUUAAACACAUUUCACCUUCUUCCAAACCAUACACCUGCCAUCACCCUGUGAUGUAAAACAUUGCUCUAUUUUUGACUAUACAAACAUACAGGGUGAAAUCCAGGAUCUGUGAAGGCCCUGUGUUCACAGAGCCAGAAAGUGCUGAGAAGUUUCAUAGGCACUAAGCUUUCAUACAGUGAGGAAUAUUAGUUAUAAAUACUGGAUUGUGAAAGAUGAACUGAAAUUUCAGCUAAAGAGUAGUCAUCAGGAACAUCACUCUCCUCUUGACAGCAAGUGGCAGAAAGGCAGAGAUUAUUUGAAAAGAGAUGAAUGUAUGGGCCGAACCAAAAUGACUGAGGCAAAAUUCUAGGUGCUUAUUAUCUCUUUGCAAAAAAACAGCACGAUUAAGAAUACAGGGUAAAAGACAACAAGUGUCAACUUGUUAAAAGUUGUAGUUGAGUAAAUAAAGGACUCAGAAUAAAGAUGAUAAUAAAAGGCUCUCAGGAAACAUGCAGGCACCUUACCUGCUUUAUGCAGGAUCACAGAAUACGAUGCAACAUGACAUAGGAAAUAAGGGAAAACCAAGAUUCCUCAAGCCGUAGACACACCUGACCACCAGUAACUAAAAUUAUGUUACUAUCUCAGAGGAAAUCAUAAUUUAUAUAAAUACAACCCUCUGCAGGGAUACUACUAUUUCAUCUCUGGACAAUUAUGUUAAAAAAUAAUAGGAAUGAAAGAACUGCUUUAACACCACUCACCAGUGUGCAAUUUUUAAUCCCAUAAGGUAAAAAGGUGUAGCAGGCAACUGGAGCAAUAUAAAGUAGGAACUGAGUCAAAUGAAAUACUUCCUUACACCUCUUCCAUUACUUUUCCUCUUAAUACUAGCAACAAAAUAAAAAACAUCAGAAUACUCUUGAUAUUACUGAAUAUUAAAGAAGUUAAAAUCCAGAGAUGAAUUAAGAAAAUUGGAACUAUAUCUAUGCAAAAACUGCCUGGAAUUAAAAAACUGUCUUCCGAAUAACAGGUCCUAAGGGGGCAAUUGCCUUGUAAGUAGCUCUUAUUUCUAAAAGUAAUAAUAAUAAUAAUAAUAAUAAAAAAUUGCCUUUAAUCAAAUCUAUACUGAGCAGCAAAGUAGUAAAAUGAGUCUAACUUGCCUUCAAAUCCCUGAAUAUCACUCUUACUUGCAUUAAGAUAUAAUUUGUACUGCAAAUCAUUUCAUCAUUACAUUUCUGCUUUCAGGGUAAGACCUGCGUAUAUACAUACCAUCUCUCUCAAUUCCCCUGCUUUAAUUACCUUGCCUCCAGUCUGGACCACCGCUGGGUCAGAACUAAGAGAUGCCUGGGCACUACAAUGGAGAAGUGUACUCUCAAACUUCAAGACAUACCACAUGCAUUUGUUAUGCACUGUGGAGUCUGUAGUCUCUGUCAGUCAGUGCAAGCAAAUCCUUAAUUGGUCUUAAUCUCCUUUAUACUUAGGUAUACUUCACCCUUUUAAUUUCUCUGCCUUCUUCAUAUCACUGAGCCUAAUAGUCAUUUUCCUCUUAUUUGACCAAUGAAGUAAAAUAAUGCCAAAAUUUUUAAAUUAGUAGGAAAGGGAAUAACAUCAAUAAUAUUUUUCCAAUUUAGCAUCAAGGUUAAAUUUCAAGUAGUUUCAGAGCAUACAUCUAGAUACUUUUAUCUCUUUAGAGUUUUUGGAAAUUGUACUCUCUAGAAGCUGUAGAGUUUUCUGUAUUGCCCUUUCCAACUCCAGAGAAAGGCUUCUCACCAGUAAUUCUCAGUACUUUUUCAAGAACAUAUCAGAAGUUGACCGCUUCCACCUCUCCUCAUUGAACUGUGGUUGCAACUGUUGCCAGUUCUGUAAUUCCAUUGAGUUCACAAAAGCAUCUUUUCAUAUGAAAUGCUGUAGCAUAAGCAGUCAGGCUACAAUCCUUUUAUUUCAGGAGUGUGACUUAUGAACUGUUUUGACAGAGUUAGGGAAAGUCUUAUUUUAUCUUCAAAUAGAUUUUUUUUUUUUUUUAAUGAUGCUGUCCUUAUGAGAGGAAGUUCAACUUUGCUUACUGCUAAAGUGAAUGGCAGCAAUUUCACUGACAUCGUGAUUCAAGAUUCACAUGAAUUUUAAUGGCCUUUUUGCAUAUCAGCAUCCAGUGUGUUUAAAAAAACAUUUGACAGUGUAUGCAUAAUUGUUCUUCCCAGAGAACUCUUGUUCCUCUGAAGGCUUCCUGCUCCCAGCCCCCACCCUAUUCUCCAUUUUGAUGUAACACAAAGAAUUUGGUUUUGGAAGGUAAUGAAUGCUUUCUUGUCAUUCUCCUUCCUCAAAUGUCUAAGCAACAUUGUUCACUUGCUACUUUCAGGUCUGGAUAGUUGUGAUGAUUACUGGGGAGGUAUUAUUCAGAUACAUAAUAAGCUACAGAUACCAGAUACAGUUAGAUUUGGGGCAGCCAUCAGGAUUUCACUAAACAAAACCAGUGACCGCUUUUAUAGAUAAACAUGCUGUAACUGAUACUGACAAUUUUGCCUAUAACAAAAUUGAAUUGAGGCAACUUUUGUUAGUUUCUCUAUAGAUGACUAUUUUUCUACUCACAGAGAGGAAUAUAAAGGGAAUUUUUAAAUUAUUUUCAGAGAUGACAUAGCAGUUUUAACAAGGCUCUCUGGAUUUUUGGGGGGGUGGGUGCUUUUCUGAUAUUUGUGCAUAUAUAUAUAUUGAAAAUGCUUGCAUGUAUUAUCACCUUUUUGAUCACAAUUUACAUAAGCAUUGCUAUGUAAUUUCAGCAUAAUUUACAUGUUGUUGUUUUGCAGUUCAAAUUUUUCUCAUCAUCUACCUCUCAACUGAAGUUUGGAAACUUGCACAACCCUGGAAGAGUACAGUUAAUCAAAAGCAUAAUGAUAAAACCUGUACAGACUAUUAGAAAGUUGCCCAAAUAUUUGAAACUACUUACAGUUCUAUUUUUAAGACAGUGUAUAUUUAUGACAAAAUUUUUUGCAUCAAUUAGCAUAGCUUUACUAAGUCUAAAGACUUAACCGAUACCUGUGUAGUUUUUACAUCACUGAACUGAUAUAAAAACUCAACAUGUCAUUUCGAUAUCCAAAGUCUACUGCCCUUUCUGUGAGAUGCUGGCCAACAGGUUUUUUUUGUUUUGUUUUGUUUUCUUUCAAUUUCCGAGUUAGUGGAAUUGAAUGGAAACACUACAUAAUUAAUACAUCCAAACAGUUUUAAAGAAAAUUUUGCAUUUUGCAUCCUUGGGGAAAAAAAAAAAAAAAGUUUAUUUCAUUUAGAAAUAAUACAGAAUUUUAGCUUGCUUUCCCUUUUUUGGAGCAGUUGAGGAAGAUGGUCAGAAAAAAUUGGACUGGGGCUGAGGAAUAAUGAUUGUUCUUCAUAUGCUCUUUAGAAAACCAGAGAUGAUUGUUUCUUCAAAGAUACUCUUCAUUUUAGCCUGCAAACCAUUCUUGCCUUCUAGGAACUAGUACAAACUCCACUGAAUCCAGCAUAAAAAAAAAAAAACUAUCAAAGUCAAAGGGCUUUAUCAGACAUUGGAGGUGAUGUGGCUUCAGUGGAGGCUUCAGCCUUAUUUUCUCCAUAUCAAAUCUCAGGAGUAUCCAGUGUAACACAACAAAUGCAGGUUUUGUUGCAAUUGGCAAAUUUAGCUAUGCCUGCAUAUUAUUCCUAAUGAAUCAGUCCCUAAAUUAACGCACAAUAUGUAUUAAUAGUCUAUGUAAAUAAAAUAAAAUAAAAUAAACAAAACAAAACAACAUAAACUCUGAAUGUAGAUUAUAAAAUAUAGAGGAUAUAUUGUAAUAAAUAUCCAAACAAAUCUGUUUAACCCCAAAGGAAAUUAUCCAUUUCCUUUCAAGCCUUCUUUCAGCGGUUUAUAAUCUUUGUUUUUCUUAUUUCCACAGAAAAUGGUUUAUGUCUUUUGGGAAUGUAUAUAUAGACAUAUAUAUAAGGCAAUAUAUAUGCAUAUGUGUGUAUAUAUGUAUUCCCCUAUAUAUAAAACUCUAAUUUAUAUAUAUUAUAUAUAUUUAUGUAUAUAUAAAAUAUAUAUAAGGUCUUAGAGUAAAUUGCAUACUGUGCCUGAUAAAUGAAACAUAUUUGUAAACAAAUAAAAGACUUCAGCAAAUGACAGAAAAAUUUA